GUAUCCCACAAAUUAGUAGAAUCCCAUAAAAAAGCAAAAAUAACAACAUAGUGUUUGUCAAAUAUUUACCAUGCUUCGUCGCAUCGCUGUAAUUUUACCAACUCUGGCUGCAUCCACCGCACGGUUCUACACUCCGUCCGAGCCGCUCAAGAAACUUUACGCCAGCGACUUUGAAAAGGCAGCGUUCCCCAUCGAUAUCACCCCAAGUGAUUCUACUCUGUUUGCAAAAUUUCUUUACAAGGCGGCCGAACCCGACACGAGCUUCGAAACCAUCCUAAAGGACUUACAGGGGGUCGCCGAUACCACCUCAAAACUACCCGUCUUCUGGGAGCGCACCUGUGUACUUGAUGAUGUCGAGGCGUUCAAAAACGUGUCGGAGCCGAUGCUUUUUACCCUUCACUGGAUGCAAAGCAAUGACAUGUUGGGGCUUCUCCCCGAAGUCACCAGUGUUUACGAGGCCUAUGUUAAUGCCAAGCUGAACCAAGCGGUUGCGAAGAUUUAUGUGGCUCCCGGGAAAACUAAGGAAACCGCAACCAUUAGGCGGGCCAAAGAGGUAGCCGAACAGCUCGCGAAGGAGAAUAGCACGCUCUCCGGAUGCAAACUUAUUUUUAAGGUUUUAAUAGAUCACGCCAUCGUCGAAGGCUUCGCGGUGGACCUGCGUGGGGUCUAUGUAAAUCAAGCUAAAGGACGUCAGGUUGAUACUUUAGCAGCGGACGAAAUCGACUAUGCCUAUAUCCCGCCACCACCUCUGAAGAAAACAGUCUGGGCGGAGAACAUUGAGACGGAGGUCUUUCGUAAAUAUUUAGAUGGAAUUGUACAGUACGAUAUGGAAGAGGUAAAAUACGGUGUCUAAAGCUUGAAUAUACUCAUUAUUGUAUGUGUAACCUACCUUUCUCAGGGGCAAUCCUUAUGCUUCAUUAUUUAUCGGUGUGUUUUUGUGUGCUCGUUUUUCAGGAAUCCGUAUUUAUAAACGGUGCACGUGAGGAAAGAAACCUUUUGAAGUUAAUUACUGUAGUAGAAACUUUAUAGUGUAUCUGGAUUAGAUUGAUUGGAAUGCGUAGAGAAGUCCUAGUAAGAAGGAGUAAAGAGAAAAAAAAGGAAGCUUGUUUAGCUUAUUACAGAAAGAAA
This is a messenger RNA of Phytomonas sp. Hart1, 1128 nucleotides long. NCBI's taxonomy places the organism in Eukaryota, Euglenozoa, Kinetoplastea, Trypanosomatida, Trypanosomatidae. The record is from the annotation of a GenBank genome assembly.